This is a messenger RNA of Cuscuta campestris, 1664 nucleotides long. NCBI's taxonomy places the organism in Eukaryota, Viridiplantae, Streptophyta, Magnoliopsida, Solanales, Convolvulaceae. The record is from the annotation of a GenBank genome assembly.
GCUCUCCGGUUCUUAAAUUGUUUUGUGAAUAUUUGUGAAUCUCUACAUAUCGACCCUUCUCUUGAUCUUUUUCUCCAUAUGUAUGAUGUCUUGCCCGGGACUAGUAACUGCCCGAGUUUUGUUUAUUUCCAUUCCCGUGCCAACUCUAGGGGUUUUAUAACCGGUCUUCCCCCUAGCCAUAAGAAAUGGAAACAAAUAUUUGUUUUCAUCAAGUUCCCCUCUGACCAAUUUCCUCUUUCUCAUCGUGAGUGGGCUGACCGGGUUAUAAAACCUGAAAGGGUUCACCCGGCACCUACUAAAAAGCUUCAAGACGCCUGUGAGAAACUUCUCAAGGGUGAUCCUGUAACCGGGAAACCCUAUGCCUAUGGGGGCUGGGUGUACCGGUUACGUAAUCCGGAUGGGGGUGUAUCUGCGACCCAUGACGCAGAAGAUGACCGGGCCAAUUCCCCGGAAGAUCAUGCUGAGGCCAGUUCUCCUCAUCCAGACAUGGACUUCAACAGGAUGACCACCAUCCUCGAGGAUGAUGACGAUGAUGUCCAAGUCCUUCCUUUCAACCGGUCUCCUCUUUCCAAGCCUCCUUCUCCUUCUUUGAUCCCUGAAAUGGACGAGGCUGCAAGUGCCCGGUGUAGCCCUACCCAUGAAGAGAGCCAGAAGCAGAAAUCUCCUCCAGCCACUCAUCUCUCUGAAAGUGACCGGGUCCCUUCUCCUAGGAAAGAUGUCAAGGCCAAAGGAAAAGAGAUCGGUCAUGCUUCCUCUCACAAAAGGAAGGGUUCCCACAAGACUUCAAAGGGAGAAAGGAAGAAGAAGGUCAGGCUAUCAGAUUUGGAGGGGGAAUCCAUUGAAGUAACUUUCCUAUCCUUGGCCCAGAAACUCAGCAAGGUCGGGAUCUUAUCUGAAGAAGUUGGCCGGUCAAUCUUUGAACCAAAGGACCAGGUCUCCGAGCUUACCCUCCUCCUUGACUCUGCUAAGAUAGAGAUCAAUGACCGGGUUGAGAGGGAGAAGAAGCUGGAAGAAGAUCUGAUGGCUGAAAGGGCCAGGUUAGAGGAGGAAAGGGCCAAGCUGGUGGAGGCAAAGAGGAAGGUGGCAGAGUUGGAAGAUGUUUUGGCCCAAGCUGAAGAGACUGCCCGGUCAAAGGAGCAAUCCUUCCCUGAUGAGGCUGCACGAUGGGCGGCCGGGCAUCAUAUCGAGACUGCCCGGUCUAUUCUAGUUGGGCCGGAGGAGACAAUGGCCUUCUUCAAGACCAUGUACAAGGAGCCGGAGGGAAAAAAGAUGAUAACCGAUAUCGGCUCAUAUGGUUUCCAAUGCGGUCAGAAGGAUGAGAGGUCACUCCUCUAUACAAGGCUUCAGAAGAGGGACCCUUCCUUUGACCCGGCCAAGAUGAAGCUUCCUCCUUUGUACAAGGAAGAGCCAGCUCCCCCCUUUCCCCUAAACUAGGUUAGGGUUUUUCUUUAAAAACUGAACUUUCCAAGGCCUGGGGAAUGUCCGGCCUACUUUUGACUAAUGAUAUUUAAAUUUUCUUGGUAUGCCUUCAAUCUUUACCGGUGUCUUUGCUUGAAUCUUUGAAUGGUUGAACUUCUUCCCUUUGUUAUCCCUUUUGCAUAGUUGUUUUACUUGCUUGGAUAUUUUCUUUGCCUGGUUGUUUUCCCGCUUUGGAGUUGCUUGGU